Messenger RNA from Hypanus sabinus (Atlantic stingray), 1056 nucleotides. RefSeq names its product carcinoembryonic antigen-related cell adhesion molecule 1-like. The transcript has 5 exons. The record is from RefSeq and is a predicted model, not a curated record. Bases 1 to 1056 code for a protein of 351 amino acids. NCBI's taxonomy places the organism in Eukaryota, Metazoa, Chordata, Chondrichthyes, Myliobatiformes, Dasyatidae.
AUGUCGAUUUCAGCAAAUUACAGACUCUCUGAUCCAAUCAGCGCUGCCGCUUGUGACGUCAGAAUCCAGAUAUCUGCCCCGCAAACCAGGAAGUGCGGCUCAGUCUCCGAGUGUAACAGAGAUCGGCGCUGCUCUCUCGGGAUGUCGGGACUGGCCUUCGCAGCUCUCGUUCUUUGUCUCCACAUAACGGCGGGUGAGUCUCAGCAUUUUACCAUUCUCGCUGAGCACAGCGAGAUAAAUGUCACCAUCGGGAGAGAUGCGCUCUUUUCAGUGCGGCCGUCGGGCAAUGUCAGCAGUGGAAGCUGGAAUUUCAAUGGGAGAACACUCGUCCAGUGGAUCGGCCAAACCUUGACCAUUGACAAUGUCUACAGAUCUCGGGCUGAGUUAUUCACCUCCAACGGGUCGCUUCUGCUGAAGUCGGUGAACGUGUCGGACAGCGGGGAAUACCGUGUGAAUAUGUUUCCAAUUAGUGGCUCCCAAACCUCAGCGACCGUCACUCUGCGUGUCACUGGACCUGUUUCCAAUGUCACUGUUACAUCUAAUGCCACCAGACUGAUUGAGUACAGCGACACCGUCAGACUAACCUGCUCUGCAAGAGGCACGGAUGUCUCUUACCUGUGGCUUGAGGAGAACAGCGUGAUCAUUUCCGGUGGCAGGUUUGAGCUGAGUGCCGAUCACAGCACACUCACUGUUUCUGGAGUGCGACGGACAGACGGAAAUUUCACCUGUAGAGCAAGCAACGUGAUUAACGAAAUCACGAGCGCUCCGUUUUCUCUUAAUGUCAACUACGGACCGGAUCGUCCAUCCAUCAUCACUCAACCGCACUCGUCUUUUCACAUUGCCGGAGGCUCCCUAAGGUUAACAUGUUUCUCACAGUCCCGCCCAGAUGCUCAAUUGAAUUGGCAACUGAACGGUGCCCACCUACACAGUGGGCAGGAGGUCGUCCUCGACAGCAUCUCUGUGAACAACGCGGGAACGUAUACUUGUGAGGCCUAUAACAUAGUUACAAAAAGGAACAAUGCCUCAACUACGCAAAUCAAUGUGUUCGGUUUCUAG